ACCAACAUCUUGGAUUCUACAACGAGUCAGGUUUAACUUUGCUACUCCCAAGGAGAGUGUCCGCGACAGAAAUGGCUGGAAUUUUUGCAUAUGCUGUUAUCUUUCUCAUAACUGUAGUCUUAUAUAGAUUGUUAAGAAGGGAAAAGAAAGAAUCCCAAGGAAGAGCUGAGGCUGAGCUUCCUCCAGGGUCAAUGGGAUGGCCUUAUAUGGGAGAAACUCUCCAACUCUAUUCUCAAGACCCAAAUGUGUUUUUUGCUGCCAAGCAGAAAAGGUAUGGAGAGAUUUUCAAAACACAUAUCCUAGGCUGUCCUUCUGUUAUGCUGGCUAGCCCUGAGGCUGCUCGCUUUGUAUUGGUAACUCAAGCUCACUUGUUCAAGCCCACGUACCCCAAAAGCAAGGAGCGUCUGGUUGGUCCAGCUGCGCUGUUUUUUCACCAAGGGGACUACCAUACUCGUCUCAGGAAGCUGGUUCAAGCCUCAUUGUCCAUUGAAACAAUUCGGAACUUGGUGGCAAAUAUCGAUGCCCUAGCAGCCUCUGCUUUAGAUACUUGGGAUGGGGGGCAUGUUAUUAACACUUUUCAUGAAAUGAAAAAGUUUUCUUUCGAAGUUGGCAUACUAUUUAUUUUUGGCCGUUUGGAAGCUCGACAUAGGGAGGAGCUUAAGAAGAACUACUUCAUAGUUGACAGAGGCUACAAUUCCUUCCCUACAAACAUCCCUGGAACUCCCUACAAAAAGGCAUUACUGGCAAGAAAGAGGUUGAGUAAGAUUUUGAGUGAUAUCAUAUGUAAAAGGAAGGAGAAGAGGUUGCUUGAAAAGGAUCUUUUGGGUUGUCUACUGAAUUACAAAGAUGAAAAAGGGGAAGUCCUAACUUGUGAUCAAAUCUCGGAUAACAUCAUUGGUACUCUUUUCGCUGCUCAGGACACCACUGCCAGCGUCAUGACAUGGAUUGUCAAGUACCUCCAUGACAAUCCGAAACUUCUAGAGACAGUUAAGGCUGAACAGAAGGCAAUUAGAAGACUGAAUGAAGAAGGCAACCAGCCACUGAGGUGGUCACAGACAAGGGAUAUGCCAGUUACUUACAAGGUUGUAUUAGAGACAUUACGAAUGGCAAGCAUCAUAUCCUUCACUUUUAGAGAAGCAGUUGCUGAUGUGGAAUACAAAGGAUACCUCAUUCCAAAAGGUUGGAAAGUAAUGCCUCUGUUCAGAAACAUUCAUCACAAUCCUGAAUUUUUUACUGAUCCCCAGAAAUUUGAUCCUUCCAGGUUUGAGGUUGCCCCAAAACCCAACACUUUCAUGCCAUUUGGCAAUGGAGUGCAUGCCUGUCCUGGAAAUGAGCUUGCAAAGCUGGAGAUGCUUAUAAUGAGCCACCACUUGGUUUCCAAGUUCAGGUGGGAAGUGGUAGGAUCCCAAAGUGGGAGUCAAUAUGGCCCAUUUCCAGUCCCUCUGCAAGGACUCCCCACCAGAUUUUGGAAAGAAUCUACUAGGUAGAAGGCAACAUGGAUGUGGAUUAUAAUAAUAGCUGUGAUGGAACGCGCCUCACCCACCUCAUUCACUCUUUUAGUCGCUACAGUAAAACUUUUAGCCUGGCAGUUUUCAUUUUUACCAUCCAAUUUAUAGCCCAUCCCCUUACAAGGUCUUAGGGGAUGGUAAGUUGUUUCCCAUCCACUAGUUCAGUUUUAGUUCAUUCUCAUUGUCAUUCAACGCCCCUCGUAUUUUUUCUUUUAGCGGCAAGCAAUUUGUAACUCGACAUUUGAUAUCUAUGGUAGUUGAAAGGUUUCCAUUA
Theobroma cacao (cacao) is the source of this 1782-nucleotide messenger RNA. Its product is annotated as abscisic acid 8'-hydroxylase CYP707A1-like. Gene Ontology annotation, molecular function: iron ion binding; heme binding; (+)-abscisic acid 8'-hydroxylase activity. Gene Ontology annotation, biological process: sterol metabolic process. Lineage: Eukaryota; Viridiplantae; Streptophyta; Magnoliopsida; Malvales; Malvaceae. The record is from RefSeq and is a predicted model, not a curated record.